Molecule: messenger RNA, 2130 nt
Organism: Xenopus tropicalis (tropical clawed frog)
Lineage: Eukaryota; Metazoa; Chordata; Amphibia; Anura; Pipidae
Gene: il18bp
Product: interleukin 18 binding protein
Exons: 6
Coding region: 85-579 (164 amino acids)
Source: RefSeq, a predicted model, not a curated record
GUCAGAGAGUCGGAUAAAUACCGCGCUGCUUUGCGUGACAGCCCCACUCACUCACAGAGACAGAGAGAGACAGACGGAUCUACCAUGCCCUCCAGACUCUCCCAGCCAGGUCAGGGAAUUCUGGGUACUUUCUCCCUGUUUUAUCUGCUCCUGACCCAAUGCUGCUCUGUGUCCCAUGGAAAAGCUGUCAUCAGGCGCCCCAAGAUUAUAUCACCAAAGGACAAUGCUGCCAUCGCAGCCCAGGGCAGUGGCUGCACCAUUACAUGCGUGGCUCGCAGCUCGUGGCCCGACUUCCACAUUGUCUACUGGUUGGCCGACAACAACUUUAUAGAAGACAAGUUCCCUGAUGGGAGGGUGUGGGAGGAGCCAGAGAGACAAAGUGCCGGCCAGACGACAGAGAAAUCCCUGGUCUUUUCAUCGGUGGAGGAGAAGGAUUUCUCGGUCCGGUUCUGCUGUGUCGUCCAGGACCCGUCUGGUGCCGAUAUCAGGAAUAUCUCCCUGCAGAGGGGCCCCCAAGUACUUACAUCCCCGCCAGGUAGAGAGAUCCCACCAGGAGACCCCCCAGCCCUCAUCCAGUGACACAAGGACAUGAGCCAAUCACAGGGACCGAUGCAUAUUUACACAACAGGCCCAAUGCUCAGCCCAUCUGGCCAAGAACCUACACAGGGCUCCGGUACGUCUGUGCAGAAGGUUCUAGAACAUCUCCGCUUUGGCCAGGAAGGUUGGACAGUUCCACCGGGUGAAAGUUGUUUUAUCGAAGUUGCACAUUUCUGAGUCUCUGGAAACGGUUACAGGCAGAAAGAGAUGGAAAGUUCCGAAGGUUCCGUGUAACGUGUUCCCUCACUCAGCCCAAGACUUCUUUGCGGCUCCGGAGCCUCAGGAACAAACCCAGCGGCCGGUACCCUCAGUACCCACGGCCCAUCUCAUAACGAACAUUUCAACAAACUUGUCUAUCUCUCUGGCAAAUUGACACUAAUUAACUCUUAUUUACCCAAGAUGCUUUGUGGGUGGAACGUAAUUGUUUUGUUUGGGGGGGGGGGAGGGGGCUAAUGGUGGCCCCACACACGGAGCUGGAAAUGAUAAACUUUAAUGGUAUUUUCUUAAAGGUUUUAGCAUCAUUUUUGUUGGCAGCUGAUUGGCACAGUUAUAGGGCGGCACAAAGUGCCACAUAGGAUACAUGAUACAGUAGAGCCGGUUGGUACUGGGAACCCAAACCCAUUAUGCACAAUGAGAGGCAGCGAGUACCGGCACCCCAACUACAUGAUACAGUAGAGCCGGUUGGUACUGGGAACCCAAACCCAUUAUGCACAAUGAGAGGCAGUGAGUACCGGCACCCUCAACUACAUGAUACAGUAGAGCUGGUUGGUACUGGGAACCCAAACGCAUUAUGCACAAUGAGAGGCAGUGAGUACCGGCACCCCAACUACAUGAUACAGUAGAGCCAGUUGGUACUUGGAACCCAAACCCAUUAUGCACAAUGAGAGGCAGCGAGUACCGGCACCCCAACUACAUGAUACAGUAGAGCUGGUUGGUACUGGGAACCCAAACCCAUUAUGCACAAUGAGAGGCAGUGAGUACCGGCACCCUCAACUACAUGAUACAGUAGAGCUGGUUGGUACUGGGAACCCAAACCCAUUAUGCACAAUGAGAGGCAGCGAGUACCAGCACCCCAACUACAUGAUACAGUAGAGCUGGUUGGUACUGGGAACCCAAACCCAUUAUGCACAAUGAGAGGCAGCGAGUACCGGCACCCCAACUACAUGAUACAGUAGAGCUGGUUGGUACUGGGAACCCAAACCCAUUAUGCACAAUGAGAGGCAGCGAGUACCAGCACCCCAACGUAUUGUACAGUAAGAGACAAUAGGCAGCACCCACAUUUAAUACAGUAAGUCAGUGGGCAGUGCCCCAAUCACAUAUAUAUAUUAGUGGGUAAUGGCACCCUAUGUAUAUUAUACUACCCUAGGGCCACCAACAUGGGCACUGCUGGCCAACAUGAACUGUGCGCCCAAAAUAACCAUCCAAUGCACAAGGGCCAUGCCGAAUUCUUAUAAACAGAGCUUAGUGAUGUAAUUAUACAUAUUAUAAUAAAUAAUGUCACCCCCUGUUGUACAAUAUAAGGAUAUUAGAUGU